AUGAUUUUCUUUUUCUUCAACAUGAUUUUUAUGAUAGCGGCCAUUAGUAACAUGAAAGACACAUCUCUACCGUUGGCUUACAUUUGUUUAAUGUGUAUUUCUGGAAUGUUGUCGAGCUUCCUUAUGGCUAUACAUGCCAUGCAAUUUCUUAUUUACUCUCAAGAAGAUUAUGAAAGGUUAGCCUUCAAAUUUGGAACAUGGACAACUCUAAUGGGGACGUUCUCAUAUCUGAAUACGCUUUUUAUCAGACUGACUAUCAAUCGAGUAUUCAUAGUGAUAAAACCAUUCAACAGUUUUUGGUUCAGUCAGCCACGAAUCUUCACUUACUGCGGUUUCAUUUCACUGAUGGUAUUCGCAUCUCUCCUGAUUCCACUGUUCAGCUCCUGCUUCAUUUACUUCCGGCUUGAUAUUUUGACUUUCGUGUCUGGUUGUGCUCCAAAUCGACAUCCGAUAACUGUAUUUCAAAAUAAAUAUUCUAUUAUUUUGCCGUUAUCCUGUAUGUUUGUCAAUAUUGGAAUAAUUUUACAUCUCCGCUUCAAACGCGAAGGCACAUACGAAAUGAUCAAGAAAGUGUUCAGUAAACAUAAGACGAUAACUCCAUUCGCAGUACCACUUCAAAACACAACUCUUUCAAAACUUCAAGCCAGGCGUGAUCUCAUCAUGAUGCGGCAAACCGUUUCAGUGGCGGUCUACCUCUCAAUUUAUGAACUAGGAGCAUUAUUAAUCAGAGUUUUUCCGACAUUCUACGCAGGCCUUCCGGAUUUGGUGCAUAAAAGUUAUUUUUACAUCCGCUACGAGUCAAUUCCACCCAUGACUUUUUUCGUUUACUAUUUGGAAACCGGAAGCACGCGUCGAAUGCUUAAACGAUUUUUGAAAUUCGAUGGAUCAAACUUUGCGUCAGCAGCGAAUCAAACAGUUGUACCAGUUGGUGCAAAACAACAGACGAGGGCCGUCAUAAACCCACAUUCUUAA
Caenorhabditis elegans is the source of this 972-nucleotide messenger RNA. It is a transcript of the gene srxa-9, whose product is annotated as Serpentine Receptor, class XA. The record is from RefSeq and is marked reviewed. NCBI's taxonomy places the organism in Eukaryota, Metazoa, Nematoda, Chromadorea, Rhabditida, Rhabditidae. The transcript is spliced from 5 exons. Bases 1 to 972 code for a protein of 323 amino acids.